AUACCUGAAAUGAAUUUAUUUUACAUAUAUCUAUCAAAAAUUUAUUUUUCACAAAAUAAAACCUAUCUAGCCCCAUGACCCACCCACAUCUCCUUCCUCUCUUUUCUCUCUUCUUCUUCCACUUUAGUGGUCACUGGUCAGGCAAAAGACUUUCUGAAAGUCGUUUUGAAAUCUAAUUUUGAUCGGACGAUCUAGUGGCUCGAUAAGAGUUUUAACAACCUUGCACUCGACUAUCAAUUAAAAUAAUCUGGCCAAGAGGCAGGUGGGACAGCUACAGCCUACAGGCAGUUAGUGCAUAAUUAAUGGACUUGACACUUCAGCGCUCACCGGCCACCACGUCAAAUGAACAGAGCCUAACGAACUAUAGGAGCAUUCCACGUUGCAUGGAGGCAGCCGUAACACCGUCACUAGGCGGGACCCACUCUUGGCGCCACGUGGGCUGUACGUUCCGAAAUCCAAUGCUUCCCCUCCCUUUUCCUUCUCCCGCCUUUAUCUGGACCAUUUUCUCUUCUCCUCUCUCUUUUCUGGUAAAAACCACAACUCGACCCUUCUUCUCCCCCCUUCCGUUUUCUCGAUCAUCUGAAAAUCGGGGAUAAAGAUCGCAAAACAAGGAAACGAGAGAGUAAUCAUGGACUCCAAUUUCGUCCUGGUGAGGCAGAUUCCGCCAGGGAUUCGGCUUCUGCGAGCAGUCAGAGGCCGGGAUUGGACCCUGAAAACUUACCGGUACGCAACCUUGCUGGUCACCUUCAUCGCCUACGCCUGCUACCACGCUUCUCGAAAACCUAGCAGCAUCGUCAAGAGCGUCCUCGAUCCCGACCCGCUGAAUCGGCCGCUCUCAGGUAACGACCCCUUUCCUUGGCCGAUUGGGAAUGUGUUCAUCGAGGAACAAGGGCAAAAUUCUUCCCCCCUUUCGGAGAGCAGCAGGAAAGGUUGGGAGCCGUUCAAUGGCAAGGACGGGACGUCGAAAUUGGGGGAAAUCGAUGUCGCGUUCCUGUCCUGUUACUCGUUGGGGAUGUAUGUAGCGGGACAUUUGGGGGAUAAAUUGGAUCUGAGGCUGUUCUUGACCUCUGGCAUGGUAGGCAGCGGGAUCUUCGUCGCGCUGUUUGGGAUGGGUUAUCUCUGGAAUGUUCAUGUGUUUUGGUUCUACCUGGCGAUGCAAAUGGUCGCGGGGCUGUUCCAGGCGACUGGGUGGCCGUCCGUUGUGGCGGUGAUUGGGAACUGGUUCGGGAAGAGGAAGAGAGGGUUGAUUAUGGGGAUUUGGAACGCGCACACCUCCGUUGGCAACAUUAGCGGCUCGCUGCUUGCUGCUGCAGUGCUGAGCUGUGGAUGGGGGUGGUCGUUCAUUGUUCCGGGGGCGUUUAUUGUGUUGGGUGGGGUGUUGGUUUUCUUGUUCCUGGCUCCGUAUCCGGAGGAUAUAGGGUUUACUCACCGUCAGUUGAUGGCGACGGAUGAGAAUGGUCGGGAUGUGGAGGGUCAGAAUCGUGGCGGUGAGCAGGGUGGGAAUGAUGGAGGUGGUGGUGCUAGUGUUCCUGGACCGUGUGGAUCCGGACUGAGGACGAGCGUCGGCCUAUUGGAGGCUUGUUUCAUUCCAGGAGUUAUACCGUUUGCAUUGUGCUUGUUCUUCUCCAAGCUCGUGGCUUACACGUUCUUGUACUGGUUGCCUUUCUACUUGAGCCAGACAGCAAUUGGUGGGCACUUCAUGUCCGUGAAGUCUGCGGGAAACCUCUCUACUCUGUUUGACGUAGGAGGCAUCGUCGGUGGUAUUCUUGCUGGCUACAUAUCCGAUAGACUUAAAGCUCGAGCUAUCACAGCAGCCAGUUUCAUGUACAUGGCGAUCCCAGCCAUGCUCUUGUACCGGUGGUAUGGGAGUGUCUCCCAGACUCUGAACAUCGUACUGAUGAUGAUUGCUGGCUUGUUCGUGAACGGACCAUACGCACUGAUCACAACAGCAGUGUCAGCGGACCUUGGCACCCACAGCUCUCUCAGAGGCGAUUCUCGAGCACUGGCCACCGUCACUGCGAUAAUCGACGGCACUGGAUCAAUCGGGGCAGCCCUUGGUCCGCUUCUCACCGGGUUUCUAUCGACGAGAGGAUGGAACUUGGUGUUUGUGAUGCUGAUGCUCUGCGCUCUUAUUGCUGGCCUUCUUUUGACGCGUCUAGUCAUUGCCGAAAUUGCUGAAAAGGCUGAUCGGCCGAUGCCUGGUAGUAAGCAGGGACGUGAAGCUCCUGCAUCACAGCCACUUCUAGGCAAUCUUUACAAGAACACGGAUUAGAAACUAGAGACAAUUUUUUGGUUGGCUGAAACAAGACAGUCUGUAGAAGAAUUCAAAGGAGACAUGCAGCAGCCGAUAUAGAGUUUGUAUAGUCACAUUGCCAUAUAUUGUUUCUGUUUUCUGUGUGGAAUGUAGUGUACAAAUUGGACUAUACAAAGUUAGUAGUAGUAUAUAUAUAUUAUAUAUAUAUGAAUCAUGAGUGUUACCACUUGUAACUCGAGAUGGCAAUGUGGAUUCGAGUUGCCGACCCGACUUGUUCAGACCUGUUUAUUGGCGGAAUUCUGGGCUUCUGGCAAUUGAACGGAACGGGUGUAUUGCUAACUCUGAUAGUAGGACUUUUGACAGAAAUCAAUAUUCAGCACAAGUCAACUCCUUAAAUUUGUUUUUACCUUUUUUGCUUCACAUGGAGUUGUGAGUUGUGACAGCUGACAAUGUAAUCUUUUUGUACAACCAAUGAGGAUGAUUUUUUUCUUCUUCCAAGAAUGUGAUUGAAUGAAAUAGUAAAAUAAGG
Linum trigynum is the source of this 2783-nucleotide messenger RNA. Lineage: Eukaryota; Viridiplantae; Streptophyta; Magnoliopsida; Malpighiales; Linaceae. The record is from the annotation of a GenBank genome assembly.